Messenger RNA from Scylla paramamosain (green mud crab), 1245 nucleotides. Its product is annotated as mucin-2-like. NCBI's taxonomy places the organism in Eukaryota, Metazoa, Arthropoda, Malacostraca, Decapoda, Portunidae. The coding region runs from base 1 to 1245 and encodes 414 amino acids. The transcript has 2 exons. The record is from RefSeq and is a predicted model, not a curated record.
AUGUUCACUUUCCAAAAAUUUCCGGACACCCACCCAGGACAACCCGUCAGGCUGAUCCUCCCCGAGGGAUACAAGUUAUCCACCGUGGGGGCGACCAAAGGCGGCGACGUCAUCUUUGGGUUCAUCAACCACAAGGACUUCGCCGCCUCCGAGAAAGAAACCACAAAUCCUCAAGAGAUAUUCCCCACAUUAUCCGUACCAUCUCAGAACUCGACACUCACAGAAACCUCUCCUCAACUUACAACAGGCCAAAAAAACAGAAUCAGACGUUCAUCCUUAGUGAGAGAGACACAGCAGUCACUCCCCACAUCCAUAUCUGUACAGUCACCGUUCGGGGAUCAGAAAGAACAUCCUUCCCCAUCCAUACCCAGACGCUCUCCAUCACCAGCCUUUUCUCCCCCAGAAUCCGCCACCUUCCCUUCAUCUACCCCAUUACCAGCAUCUUCUCCUUUAGAAUCUACCAGUUUACAUUCAUCUGUCUUACUACCAACUUCUCCGCCAGAAUCCAUCAGUUUCCCUUCAUCUGCCCCAUCAACAGCAAUAUUCCCCCUAAAGGAUGACCACUCACCUCUCCAUUCUUCCUCCCCUAAUCGCACAGCAAUCUUCCCACUCCCUAAAGUCGAUGCCCCUUCAGUAUCUCAGCCACCCGAACCAUCUCAGACCUCGACACCCACAGAAACCUCUACUCAGUGUACAACAGGCCAAAAAUACAGAAUCAGAUGGUCAUCCUUAGCGAGAGACAGACAACAUUCACUCUCCACAUCCAUAUCUGUACAGUCACCGUUCAAGGAUCAGAAAGAAUCUCCUUCCUCAUCAGUACCCACACACUCUCCAUCGCCAGCCUUUUCUCCCCCAGAAUCCAUCAGCUUCCCUUCAUCUGUCCCAUCAACAGCAAAAUUCCCACUGCAGGAUGGCCACUCACUUCUCCAGUCUUCCUCCCCUCAAGGCACGGCAAUCUUCCCACUUCCUAAAGUCGAUGCGCCUUCAGUAACUCAGCCACCCGUACCAUCUCAGACCUCUAAACCCACAGAAACCUCUCCUCAACCUACAACAGGCCAAGAAUACAGAACCAGAUGGUCAUCCUUAGCCACCAACGGCAUUCCUCAGAAGCCGACAUCCAGCCCAUUCACCCAUCAUAGCCCACCAACGGCAUUCCUUAGAAGCCGCCAUCCAGCCCAUUCACCCAUCAUAGGCCACCAGCAGCAUUCCUUAGAAGCCGCCAUCCAGCCCAUUCACCCAUCAUAG